Molecule: messenger RNA, 1669 nt
Organism: Staurois parvus
Lineage: Eukaryota; Metazoa; Chordata; Amphibia; Anura; Ranidae
Source: the annotation of a GenBank genome assembly
AUGCUGGACUACAGGCGCAUGCUGAUGGAAGACUUCUCUCUGAGCCCAGAGAUUAUCCUCAGCUGCCGAGGUGAGAUUGAACACCACUGCUCGGGGCUACACCGUAAAGGGCGCACGCUGCACUGUCUGAUGAAGGUGGUGCGUGGCGAGAAGGGGAACGUAGCGGAGAAGUGCCAGCAAGCGCUUCAAACUCUAGUACAGGAGACGGACCCUGCCGCUGAUUAUCGCAUAGAUCGUGCCCUUAAUGAAGCAUGUGAGUCCGUCAUCCAGACCGCCUGCAAACACAUCCGCUCUGGAGAUCCCAUGAUCCUCUCAUGUCUCAUGGAGCACCUGUACACAGAGAAGAUGGUGGAGGACUGUGAGCACCGGCUCUUAGAGCUGCAGUAUUUCAUUUCCCGGGACUGGAAAUUGGACCCCAUCUUGUUCCGGAAAUGCCAGGGUGAUGCCUCACGCCUCUGCUAUGCACACGGAUGGAAUGAAACUAGUGAGAACAUGCCGGCGGGUGCCAUCUUCUCCUGUCUCUACCGCCAUGCUUACCGCACAGAGGAGCAAGGCAGGAGGCUAUCUCGAGAGUGUCGGGCUGAAGUACUGCGUAUCCUCCAUCAGAGGGCCCUGGAUGUGAAACUGGAUCCUGCCUUGCAGGCCAAAUGUAUGACAGAGCUGGGGAAAUGGUGCAACGAGAAAACUGAUACUGGGCAGGAGUUGGAGUGUUUGCAGGAUCACCUGGAAGAGCUGAUCCCAGACUGCAGAGAGAUUGUGGGAAAUCUGACAGAGCUGGAGUCUGAGGACAUUCAGAUAGAAGCUCUUCUCAUGAGAGCAUGUGAGCCCCAUCAUCCAGGGAUACUGCCAUGAGGUGGCCGACAAUCAGAUAGACUCCGGCGACUUGAUGGAAUGCUUAAUCCAGAACAAACACCAGAAGGAGAUGAAUGAGAAGUGCGCAGUGGGAGUCACCCAUUUCCAGCUGAUCCAGAUGAAAGACUUCCGCUUCUCUUACAAGUUUAAGAUGGCCUGUAAGGAGGACGUGCUGAAGCUGUGCCCCAACAUCAAGCAAAAGGUGGACGUUGUCAUCUGUCUGAGCACCACAGUCCGAAAUGACACCUUGCAGGAUCUGAAGGAGCAGAGAGUGUCCCUGAAGUGCCGCAAGCAGCUGAGGGUGGAGGAGCUGGAGAUGUCAGAGGACAUCCGCCUUGAACCCAAACUGUAUGAUGCUUGUAAGACUGACAUCACCUCCAUCUGCCCUAAUGUACCCUUUGGAAAUGCUCAGAUCAUUGAGUGUCUGAAGGAGAGUAAGAAGCAGCUGAGUACGGCCUGCCAUCAGAAAAUCUUCAAACUGCAGGAGACUGAGAUGAUGGACCCCGAGUUGGAUUACACACUGAUGAGGGUCUGCAAACAGAUGAUCAAGAGGUUCUGCAGUGACACUGACCCAAAGAACAUCCUGCUGUGUCUGAAGCAGAACAAGAAUACAGAGACCAUGGACCCCAAAUGUAAACAGAUGAUCACAAAGCGACAGAUCACCCAGAACACAGAUUAUCGGUUAAACCCUGUACUCCGCAAAUCCUGCAAAGCUGACAUUCCCAAAUUUUGCCAGGCCAUCCUGAACAAUGCUAGAGAUGACACAGAACUGGAAGGUCAAGUCAUCUCCUGCCUCAAACUUAAGUAUGCAGACCAG